This is a messenger RNA of Branchiostoma belcheri (Belcher's lancelet), 2063 nucleotides long. RefSeq names its product peptide methionine sulfoxide reductase-like. The transcript has 4 exons. The record is from RefSeq and is a predicted model, not a curated record. Lineage: Eukaryota; Metazoa; Chordata; Leptocardii; Amphioxiformes; Branchiostomatidae. Bases 386 to 880 code for a protein of 164 amino acids. Gene Ontology annotation, molecular function: peptide-methionine (S)-S-oxide reductase activity.
UGCGUCACUGAAAAUUCUCUUCAGGAACCUGACAUUUUGGCCGCGCUACUCUGCCCAGGUGAAGUUUUAAAACCUCCGAAUGGGUAACGAGAGCUCUACCGUGAGUUUAACCUCUCUGUUGUGCAUAUUUGGGGCCGUGAGGGGCGCCGGUUACGGCUACAAGGCGACUUUGCAGAGCGUGCACCAAUGCUCGCCUUACGAAACUUCUGUCAGCUACGAUUAUGAAAGAAGAUUGGCUCCAUCCAACAUGCCGCGUAUAGAACCGGACGUGGUGACGGAGACGGCGACGUUCGCCAUGAGCUGAUUCUGGUUCCCCGAGGCGCAGUUCGGCUGUGCUGAGGGGGUGAUCCGCACCAAGGUUGGCUACACCGGAGGCACCAAGGUCAUGCCAACCUACCACGCACUCGGAGACCACACCGAGUCAGUCCAGAUCCAGUACGACCCCAAACAGACCUCCUACGCAAACCUUCUCAAGAUCUUCUGGCAGAACCACGACCCCUCCGCCUGCGUCUCUCGCCAGUACAUGUCCGCCAUUUUCUACCACGACGACAACCAGAAGGCCCUGGCAGAGGAAACGAUGAAGAAGGAGUCGGAGAACAGGAAGCGUCCCAUCCAGACGAAGAUCGUUGGAGCCGAGCGUUUUUACGACGCUGAAGACUACCAUCAGAAGUACCUGCUCCGUCAACAGCGAGGGCUCUUCAACAGCCUGGAGCUGUCCCAGAAGGAAGUCAUCAAUUCUCACAUCGCCGCGCGGCUCAACGGUUACGUCGGCGGAUACGGCAGCCCGAAAAACUUCGAAAAGGAGCUGCCCAACCUCGGUCUGAGUGUAGAGCAGGCUAACUAUAUGAACCAGUUGAUUGGCCGUGGGCCGAUGAGUUAGAUGUUACGUAAACAAACCAUGAAAGAGGAAAUGCAUUAUUAAUGUAUCAAAAGGAGUUUAGAAGAUGAAGAAAUAUCAGUCAACAUUCAUGAUCAGUUAUGAAAAAAAAAUUAUUUGCCAGUAUUAGUAUGCUGCUUUUGUCUCCAGCUUUUACAAUGAGCCAUAGCAAAGCUGCACUGCACUUCUGAGUAUGAGAAAAGCAUUACGAUUCAAGUUCCAUCAGUUUAAUUUGAAAGGCAUCCAAUGCAAUUUCAGGGCGGCAAGACAAAAAAUAGGAGGAAAUUCUGGUAAACCGUAUCAACAUUUCCUGUCAUUAUUCAAUACUUGAAGCAUUAGAAAUAGCCCAAAUACAGCUAUGUGAGAAGUCCCUUCAUUUUAUGGGCACCACCCAUAAAUAGCUAGAAACAGGCUAUUAUACAAUACAAACAACUGCCCCCUGAAAUUGCAUUGGAUGCCUUUAACUAUGAUAAUGUGCUGUACAUCACCAUAAUUUUUUCUAGAAGAGCAAAGCAUGUUCCUUUGUUGUGGACAAUGUUUCCUUCUUACAUUGUGUUAUUGUCUUCUGCCUUUGAACUUAUGGAGCUAUUGAAUUUCACCAUAUUGCUGCAAUUAAUUAAAUCUUUGGUGAUUGUCCUUAAAUUUUACUUUGUUGCAAUGGCCACUGAGAUGGCUUUUUAAUUGUUUUGUGAUGGAACAAGGGAGUUUAAUGGCCUUGAAUGUGAAUUGCUUUCUUGGAAGAAACAAUAUCAGUUACAAGGUUAUUGUGGUACCUACAGCGGCUUCUUUACAUGUGCAACUUUAUGUUGUUUUUGUUUCAACUCUAGGAUCUGAUUAUUUUUACCUUGAGAAAGUGUAAAACAAAGACGUGUGUAACUACAUGCUACCCUCUUCUGAUCUAACACCAGUAACGUUGUGAACUAUUGGGGUCUAGUUCACAGCAAAGUUACUACAAGGCAGAGUCCCUGUCCUGUAUUGUUUGAUGCCUCUGCUCUACACAGCUGCUCUAUUCAUGACGUUUUGGGGCGAAAAAUGUGCUCCAGAACUGAGACAAGUGCCAAGAAGCAGCGGUGCACAGCAGGGGGGUUAUGUAACAGUAGGGGGAGGGGGUCUGCCGAGGGUCAGGCAUGUAUGUCCAGGAAACAGAAGGUGUUGUGAAAUGUGAAUAAAUUUCUGUAUAUUGGUA